Molecule: messenger RNA, 2704 nt
Organism: Patiria miniata (bat star)
Lineage: Eukaryota; Metazoa; Echinodermata; Asteroidea; Valvatida; Asterinidae
Product: limbic system-associated membrane protein-like
Exons: 7
Coding region: 103-1185 (360 amino acids)
Source: RefSeq, a predicted model, not a curated record
AACACGCAUGACGUCAUAAUUGUUUUGAUCAUUUUCGCUGAUGUCAACCGUUUAUGUGCAGACAUUCAUUUUGUGUGGAAUUCUUCAGUUAAUUACGUUAAGAUGAUGGAUUUGAGAGGAAUACAGUUUAUUUUAUGUUUGUCCGUACUCUCAUCAUGUGUUGUGGCACAGAUCAGCAUUCAACCACUGACAGACCUAACCGUCAAUGAGGGAAACACAGUCCUGCUUGACUGUGCUCUGCGAAACAUCCCAGGCAACCCAGACGACAUUCUUCUCAUCUUGUAUCAUGACGGCAAAGCAAUCGUCGUCAACAAGCAACUGGCUGUUAACAAUCCCAACUAUCUACUGGAUACGAGUGUGGUUGGUCACUGGAAGCUGACGAUACAGGAAGCACAGAUUGAGGAUCAGGGAACAUGGAGCUGUCAGGUGCAACUGCCUAACGAGGUGUCACAGCAAAUGAGGCUGGUGGUACUCGCUGCACCUGUUAUAACCUCAGUUACACCAGACAUGGCCCCAAUGCCAGGCUCUAUGGUCACUCUUUGGUGUAAUGCCACCGGUAGUCCAGAGCCAUCGGUCACUUGGACUCGUCAGCGACCGGCCGGCAAUCUUCCGUCUGGUGUGGAGUUUGUGACUGGUAACCCGCUGGUUAUCAGUGAUAUCACCAAUGAUUGGAGGGGGUUGUACCAAUGCUUUGUGACUAACGGGAUCGGACAAGGAGCGGUCACUGCACCUGUCUUCUUGCAGAUGGAGUAUUCCCCCAUAGUGAGAGCUUUAAAUGAGUUAGUUGCUGCUCCCAUUGGAGACUCUGCCCAGCUACAGUGCAUCGGUGAAUCCUUCCCAGCUGUCAAGAUUGUAGACAACGUCCAGUGGUUCAAAGAUGAUCGUCUUGUGGGUGCCAGUGAUGGUUAUCAGAUGAGUGUAUCUCUAGAUAUGGACAUGGAUCCCUACAGAGAGACGUCCAUUGCUACACUCAUAGUCACAUCAGUCAGUAAUCAGAAUGUGGGCAAAUACACCUGUCGGUUGGAGAACUUACUGGGAUCUGCUCAGGCUGACGUAAGGCUUGAAGUUGGCAAGCAGAUUGACCCAGAAACUGGUGCGUCAAGAAGCAAGGCCUCAAAUGUCCUGGCUGCCAUGGCAACCAUUAUGGCUUCCAUCUCCAUGGCAACAGUUCUGAUGAAGUUCUGAGGAUGCAGGGUCGCCGAGGUAACGGAAUGUGUGGGGAUGAAAUUAACCAAUUAAUGCAAAAGUACUCUAACCUACUAAGCAAUAUUUAUACACAUAGAUGCCUUAUAUAUUCAUUAUUGCACUACAGUUUUAUAUGUCAAGACUCUAAUACGUGCAUAUAUUUUUUAAUAAUUACUAAGACGGCUGAAUGAAAAUGAUAGCUUGUAAAAUGAUGAUAUUGCCGUGUUGUGAUGAUAUUGCCAUGUUGUGAUGAUAUUGCCAUGUAGUGAAAGAGAGAGAUUUGCCAGACACUUGAAGCAAAUCAAGCUGUGUGCCCGCGGCCCAUGUCAAGACAUCCUAAAGGCUUGUCCAUGGUCACAUCAAACAUUUCUUUUAUACCAUACACACGGAAAACAUUGUGCACAAGCUGUGUGUCCCAUAAACUCAAGCUCUUGUGAGUAUGCCACGCAUUAAAGCUUCAAACUAUUGAAAGAGUCCUUGAUCAAUUGGACCCAAAAUGCUUACCUCUGAUUUUAACAGUUCUAAUGUUUACGUAGCGCUUUCCAUCGUAUCAACAAUCUCAAAGCAACAAUUAUUCCCCUGUUUAUCAGGCAAUGAGACUAUGUGGCAGCCGAUAUCAGCGCACAUUCGGUCCUCUACCCUCACAGGUACCCAUUCGUACUCCUGGGUGGAGAGAGGCAAUUGUAGUUAAGUGUCUUGCCCACGAGCACAAACACCAUGUUCCUGGCAGGGUUCAACCCACGCACCUUCGUACAUGAGUCAAACACCGUAACCACUGGACCAUGGCAUUCUACGUUUUGUGCAAGGCACUCAGGAUGGGACAUGCAAAAUGAUGGUAACAAAAGGAUGACAACAGCUCCCAAUAGAAAGUGUAUUUUGUAUCAUCCUUUGUGGUUUUUACAUGUACAGGAUAACAUUAAAAUUGUUUACACUGAGUAGCUUUCAGUGCAUGGGAAUGCAGUACAUAGCAGCAAUGAUAUCCAACUGCCUGUCAAAUCUCAAUCUGUGUCAUUAUUAAUUGGGAGGAUAUUUGUGCAUGGAGUUGGUAGGUGUGUGAAACAAGCCAACAUGUAGAGCUUGCAAAAUCUGUUGAGUUUCUGAGCCCCGGAUGGGGCAAGGGGAACAAAUCAAAGUUGAAAUAGGAGGGGAAACUCAAGGGAGGGUUGUAUGGGCUCCGUGUGGGAACAAGAGAGGGCAGUAUUUACCACUUUCAAGACCCCCAUGGAUGGGACACCCAGUGAAUGUACUGGUAGCGUCGUGUAUAGCACAAAGUUCGCAUGACUACUUGUCUUCUGCAUGUGUGCGAGCGUCAGGCAUUGCUGUGUCGCCCAGUGGUCGUCUUCAACUCUCCCAUGCUUACUUGUGCAAGGAGCCCAUAUGUAGACCAACACUGCAGGCUGUUAAAGGGAAUAAUUAUACAACAUUUGCAAACACUGAAAAACAAAACUACCACACUUUUACAAAAUACCUUACUAGGAUGUCGGUAAAUGACAGUCUAAAGCAUCUUGUAAAAUUAUGG